Salvia splendens (bonfire salvia) is the source of this 1333-nucleotide messenger RNA. Its product is annotated as thioredoxin-like 1-2, chloroplastic. The record is from RefSeq and is a predicted model, not a curated record. Bases 313 to 1077 code for a protein of 254 amino acids. Gene Ontology annotation, biological process: cell redox homeostasis. Gene Ontology annotation, cellular component: chloroplast. The transcript has 4 exons. NCBI's taxonomy places the organism in Eukaryota, Viridiplantae, Streptophyta, Magnoliopsida, Lamiales, Lamiaceae.
UUGUAUCUCAAUUCUUUCAAUUCACGCUUCUGUAUUUCCAAAGCUUCAAAAUCACAAACCCCUUUCAAUUCAUCCCAACCCUUCUCUCUCUAACAAGAGAAACAAUCACAAGAAGAAAACUAUACAUCGAAUUCCUCCUAUUCCUUGAAGCGCCUCUUUGAACACAAGUUUAUAUGUGAUUUAUUCUUGAUUGUAAACAAGAAAAUUGAGGGUUCUUCAUCCACAAAAAGGAAUUUUUUUUGUGGGUUCUCUGUUUCGUUUCAUGGUAUUUGUUUUUCUAGUUUCGAUUUCGUUAAAAAUCGGUGAAAAAUCAUGUCGUGUCUACCAGCUGCCUUCUCUGUUUCUAGUUCAAGCAGCCUGAUCGUGAGCAAUCGAGAGAAAGGGUCCUCGAUUGGGGGUUUAAAGUUGAGGAAUCCUAAUUCGAAGGAAAUUUGGGGGAACACUCUCGAUUUCACAGAUCAGAGAGGCUUCAUCACCAAUUGGAGCAACAAAGCCCCAAAUUUGGACCCUGUUUAUGCACAAGGAGCAAUUUCAUUUCCAAAAGCUCAAAAAUGGUGGGAGAAAUCUCUGCAGCCUAAUGUGAUUGAGAUUGAAUCAGCUCAAGAAUUGGUGGAGGGUUUGAGGAAUGCUGGUGAUAGAUUGGUUGUUCUGAACUUCUUCUCUCCUGGCUGUGGAGGGUGUAAAGCUUUGCAUCCAAAGAUCUGUCAGCUUGCUGAAUCAAACCCUAACACCAUUUUCCUCACUGUGAAUUAUGAAGAGCACAAGCCCAUGUGCUAUGCCCUCCAUGUUCAUGUCUUGCCCUUCUUCAGAUUCUACAGAGGUGCAGAUGGGAAUGUGUGCAGCUUUAGCUGCACCAAUGCAACCAUCAAGAAAUUCAAGGAUGCGUUGGCGAAGUACGGAAAGGAGCGAUGCUCCCUCGCCCCGGCUAAGGGUUUGGAGGAGAAGGAGCUCGUGGCAUUGGCAUCGAUGGAUCUUAUAUCGAAAGAUCUGGAGGUGCGAGAAAUGGCUGGAGCUGCGAAAUCGACCUUGUUUAGCAAGGUUGAGCUCAAGGAAGGCAAUGCCAUGGUUGCUGCAUAGGGUUUUGUCAAGAUUUGGAAAUGCUAUAUAUGUGUGUUUUUUAAUACAGUUUUGUCAUGUUUUGUUUGGAGGUGUAAAUAUGUUUUUCAUAUGUAAUAUUCCUAUGAUUUCAGGGCUGUUUGUUUUAGAUAUAAGCCCUGAAAAAGUAUUUGAAGAAUGGUUCCAAAAUGGAGCACCAUUUUUUGGUGGUGUUGUUAGAUUUCUCAUUUGUAUGUUGAAGAAUGAAGAUGCAAUUAAAUGAAAUGGAUUUAGAGUA